CCUAAACGGUGUCGUACUAAUUGUACCCUCCUCAUCUCUCACUUCUUAGACUCGAGACUCUUGACAAUUCCACCCCGAGCGCACACUCAGAAAACGAAACUUGACAGCAGAAUCCCGUCACAAACCCUAAAAAAAUGUCGGGCGGCUUUUUCCGGGGCACGUCGGCUGAUCAGGAUACAAGGUUCUCGAACAAGCAAGCAAAACUGCUCAAAUCUCAGAAAUUCGCUCCUGAAUUGGAACACCCGGUGGACAUGGCUAAAGUGAAGAUGGAUGUUAUGAAACCGUGGAUUGCAAAGCGCGUGACUGAGCUUAUUGGAUUUGAAGAUGAAGUUCUUAUUAAUUUCAUUUAUGGUCUACUUGAGGGAAAGGAAGUUAAUGGGAAGGCAGUUCAAAUUCAACUUACUGGUUUCAUGGAGAGAAACACUGGGAAGUUUAUGAAAGAGCUUUGGUCACUACUUCUGAGUGCACAGAAAAAUGUGAGUGGUGUUCCACAGCAGUUCCUGGAUGCUAAAGAGGAGGAAACUAAGAAUAAGAAGGCAGAGACUGAUCGUAUCGCAAAUGAAAUUCAAAGGAAGAAAGAGAAGGAAAAGCAGGAUCUUGAGCAAGAGAUAGAUAAAAGGGAUGGUGAUGGUGACAUCUCAAGAUACAAGAAUGCUGGCUCAGACCUAAAUUCAAAGAACGAUUCGAGGUCUUCCAGCCCCCGGUCGGCAGAUGGGAAAGAGCAUCGUGAGAGAAAUGGCCUGAGAGGACGAAGCAGGGUUCCACAAUCUCCUGAUUCAGCUGACCGUUCCCCAUCUCCAAGUGAAAGACGGAGGUCAAGAAGUAUAUCUGGAUCACCUCCACCGAGAGGACGGUCCAUUUCCUCUGAGAGGCCACGUCGAUCUUCACCAAGACUGUCUGGGACACCGAGGAGGAGGCAUUCGCCUCGUCUCUCCCCUCCACCAAGGUAUAGGUCAACCCGCACUAGGAGAAGAUCUAUAUCGCAUUCAAGGCACAGGUCUCCUUCUCCCACACGAUAUAGGGUUCGUUCCCCUCUGCGUCGCAGGUCACGAUCUCCUUUGCGACGUAGAUCAAGAUCUCCCGUGUGGCGUAGGUCAAGGACACCAAUACGAAGAUCACCAGUGCAAUACAGGUCCCGUUCACCUGUGCGACGCAGAUCACCACCUGUGCGACGCAGAUCACCACCUGUGAGACGUAGAUCACCGUCUCCUAUCCCACGACGAUCACUGUCUCCUAUGCGACGACGAUCACCUUCCCCCCCUCGUCGUAGGUUGCCAUCCUUUCGUCGUAAGUCACCAUCCCCUCAUCGUAGGUCACCAUCUCCUGUAAGAAGGCAGCACCGACGAUCACCUUCAACUCCACGGCGCCAGUCUAUAUCCCCAGUUCGGCACAGGUUACCAGUGCCCAGUCGAAGAAGAUCUAUAACACCUGCCAAACGAAGGUCUCCUUCAGUGCAAGAAUCUAUUUCCCCCUCUCCCAGUUCCCUUUCACCAGUCAGGAGGCGAUCACUGAAAAGCCAGAAAUCACCUCUACGAUCUCCCAGAGAAGCAAUCAGGCCUCUUGUUUCUUUGAGAUCACCACAAAGGGACAUGCUGGAUCGAAAUGACCAACGUGGAAGAGUGCUGGAUCCGUCUCCUCUGCACAAGUCUCCAUCUGCUUCCGAAGUGUCUGGGGAAGGAAAUCAUAUUGAACGGCAGAGGUCUAGUAGUCCUCAUCGUAGUCCUUAUCAAAGAAGGGAAAGGAUCAUUCUUCCUGAGAGUCCAAACCCUUUACCGAAAGGAAUGGGAUCUAAACCUCAUCCUGAUAGUUCUGGGACAAGUGCUGAUGACAGAGAGAUUGGAAAGCUUAAACAUAGAUCUUUAGAGAAAAAUUCUCCAUCACAUGAUCGGCAUAAAGAUUCUUUUGGCUUUGCUGAUCAUGUGAAGUCAAGAAAUCCUCGUCAACUGCCAGACAGUGAAAAGUUAGCUGAAAGGGUGGAUCACAUAAUAAAUCCCGAGAAACAAGAAUCAUUAGUGAUUCGUAAAAGCGCUAUAUUAAGAGAGGAAGGAAAGGGAUCAUAUGUUGACAAUGAUUACAGAGCUGUUGAUAAGAAUACAUCUGUGUAUGAUGAUACCAAGGGCAGUGGUCGACAUUCAGAACUUGAAGUCUUGCCUAAUUUGUCUGGGGCAGACAAGCUGAAUGCUCGAAGUCGUUCAGUGGGAUUCAACUCUGAGGAAACUGACAGGCAUAAAACUAAAAUUAAAGAAAAGGGAAAGCACAAGAGGUCAGAGAGACAAGAGGUGGAAUCAGAUGACUAUUCUAGCUAUGAUUCUUAUGAGAAGAGGAAGGAGGCUAAGAGGAGGAAAAAAGAGGAGAAGAAAUUGAAAAAGGAGGAGAGGCAUCGACGGCGGGAGGAACGGCGCCGCAGAAAAAAGGAAAAGCAUGCAGAGAAGCUAAAAUUGAAGUCGCUUGACGCUGGUAGUCCAUCUUUAGAUAUUGAGAUUGAUCAUGAUCGUCAUGCUUCUUAUGAUGACGGUUAUAGAAGGCGGGAAACGCAUACUAGUGACAUGGAGGAAACAGAAUCUGAGCAGAAAAAGCUUGAGAUAGAGUUGAGGGAAAAGGCUCUUGAGUCGCUUCGAGCAAAGAAGGGCGCUCAGAAUUAAAUUUUUUUGCUGCUCUAGAAUAUUUCACUUUUAUUUUCUGUUAUAUGAUCCUGUUAUGAGUUCCUGUUUCUGUCCUAGACCUAUUCUGUUUCGGAUGAAUGUAUUCUUGGUGGCUAUUUAAUGUAAUGUGUCUUUACUGCUGGCAGCUGAAUGGAUAAAUGAGGAUUUCCUGAGCUAGUGUCUUGAGUGCAACUUUAUGCUGACUUUCCUGCUAAAUUUGCUGAUGAGAAUAAUUGUCAACUUGACGACUUCGUUGAGCAGAUCUUGUGCAACUCCAUAUUUUAGACCUCCAUACAGCCUGAGAGUUAUUCCCAAGAAUUUGAUUUUCUAUUCUACAUGAUACCUUUAAGUUCCUGUUCAUCCUGUUUCCAUGUUGAUUGCAGCUGGUAAUCAAUACUGGUGCAUAACUGUGGUGCGAUUUUGUAUGUGAACACUUAUGGUUUAAUUGUUCAACAAGGUCAUUAACUGUUCGAUUUUC
Molecule: messenger RNA, 3120 nt
Organism: Olea europaea var. sylvestris
Lineage: Eukaryota; Viridiplantae; Streptophyta; Magnoliopsida; Lamiales; Oleaceae
Product: serine/arginine repetitive matrix protein 1
Exons: 14
Coding region: 135-2642 (835 amino acids)
Biological process (GO): regulation of mRNA splicing, via spliceosome; mRNA processing
Cellular component (GO): spliceosomal complex
Molecular function (GO): RNA binding
Source: RefSeq, a predicted model, not a curated record